This is a messenger RNA of Lutzomyia longipalpis, 2872 nucleotides long. Its product is annotated as G1/S-specific cyclin-D1. Gene Ontology annotation, biological process: regulation of cyclin-dependent protein serine/threonine kinase activity; mitotic cell cycle phase transition; positive regulation of G1/S transition of mitotic cell cycle. The transcript is spliced from 5 exons. Lineage: Eukaryota; Metazoa; Arthropoda; Insecta; Diptera; Psychodidae. Gene Ontology annotation, cellular component: cytoplasm; nucleus; cyclin-dependent protein kinase holoenzyme complex. The record is from RefSeq and is a predicted model, not a curated record. The coding region runs from base 1268 to 2248 and encodes 326 amino acids. Gene Ontology annotation, molecular function: cyclin-dependent protein serine/threonine kinase regulator activity.
UGGCAGAAUCAGUCAGUGUGCGUAAUCCGUGGCAACUGGUUGUUCUCCCUCCCGAAGAAACACAAAACAUUACCAUAAGAUCAGCAGAGCUCUUGUUUUGCCAACAAAACCCUUCGUCUGCGCAACUAGUCGCUCUGAGACGUUUUUUUCCCAUUAAUUUUUUUUUCUAAUUUAUCAUCCGUGUGGGAAAACCCUUUGAGAGUUUCCCUUUUGUUGGAGAGAAGUAAAUUGGGAAAGACCUCUUGAAGAACUUUUUUAUAUAAAGAAAUUUUCGUGAUAAAAAAACCCAGUAUAAUCUUGAAAGAGAGAGAGAGAGGAAAGGAGUGAUCGCGAGGGGAGAAAAAUAGAAGAAAUUUAAACAUUCUGUUUGGAUGUGUGAUUAAAAGAAAAGAAGAGAAAAAAAAAUCAAAAAGAGAAUUUUUGCAAAGUGUGUCGAGUAUAUAGAGCUGCUGGCACACAGAAAGUAAAUAAUAAAGUUCGGAUAAUGCGAAAGAUCGCAAAAUUGAGAAAAUUCUACGAAAUCACCGGUACUGCGUGAUCAUCCAAAAAGAGCGAUCCAGCAGCCAAUAUUCGAGGGGUGCUGUGGGGGUACAUUUUGGAGCAAAACGAGAGAAGAAAGAUCCCUAUGAUCAUCCGGCAUACGUGAAGAUCAUCACUGUGUGCGACUGUGCGUGUGUAUUGGGAUUCUUUGUUCCUUUUCGGAAAUAAUCUUGCGCCGGGGUAAAUACAUAUAGCGAAGGAGAAGUAAGAGACGACCGAGAAGAUCCCUCUUUUUUCAAUAUAGAGAGAAUACCGAGCUAUUUAACCAGCAUAGCCAGGCGAACGCGAGCUAUGUUCUGAGGGAGACAUGACACAGUGAAUCAGUUCAAAACCAACUCUCCACCGAAGAGGAUCGCGAUGCUUAGUUCUUGAUCAGUUUGAUCGAAUUGUUUUUCUUCUUCUUCUGCACACCUUGCAAUCAGAGACAAUUUAAAGAGCAAAGAAAAAAAAUAAAUAAGAGUUAUGAGCUGUGAGACGAAAAUCUAUAUUUGAGCACUGUUUGACUACUUUAUCGCUCAUUUUGGAAGAAAGAAAAAAAAGCACAACAGCCGAGAAGUUUUUUUUUACCAACUUCUUUAUAUAAAUUUGCACGUAACACCGAGGCACGCACACAGAUCUCAGAGAUAUCUGUCUGUUUUUUUUUCGUGUCGCCCGUAAGAAUAAUAUUGCGAAAUUCACCGUGAAGCCCAUCACGAUUGAGCAGGAAGAUCUCGUGAAGAUCACCACAAUGAUGGACGAUCUGUACUGUAUGGAGUCCGAUGUGGAGAAUGAUGAUCUUCUGGAUAGUUCGUACACAACACAGGGGUACGAUAAGAGAUUGUACCACAUGCGAACAGCCAAGAAGGAUCCAACCUUCCUCACUGAUCGUUGCUUUGAGAAUCUCCUCAAAUCCGAAUCAGCACCUCAAAUUACCGGCUAUGCUGCAAAGGAGAUCACAGAAGAUAUGCGAAGGAUCGUCGCUACUUGGAUGCUUGAGCUGUGCGAACAGAGAAAAUGCCAAGAGGAGGUAUUCGUCCUAGCCCUAAACUAUAUGGAUCGGCAUCUAAGGAGGAAAAUUGUGCCCAAGACUAGUCUACAGCUUCUCGCCUCUGCCUGCCUCCUGCUGGCCAGUAAGCUGAGAGAGCCAAGUUGCAAAAGCCUCUCGGCGGAUGUUCUUGUCUACUUCACCGACGACAGUAUCACGAAAUAUGAGUUAAUUAAUUGGGAAUUGCUGGUGCUGAAUACGCUGAAAUGGGACAUCUCGGUGGUGACUCCUCUGGAUUUCCUCGAGCACAUUCUCACACGUCUCAACAUCAAGAAUUCCAUGAAUAUCCGUGUGGACAAAGUGCGAGAACACGCUCAGACAUUCAUCUCGAUGGCUGCACAAGAAAAUUUCUGUGAAUUCCUCCCCAGCACGAUAGCAGCUGCCAGUGUUGUUGUCUCCGUGAAUGGCCUCAAACGCGACAUGGUGCAUGAGUGCUAUUUAAUUCGUGAAUUAGUGGAUCGUAUUCUAAAGGGCAGCAUUACAGAGGAAGUACUUAACAAGUGUAUGGCACGAAUGGAGAAUGUUUACCAGGAGCAGAAGAAGCUGCUGUCGCCUGAGUACUACUACCACACCCCGCCCAAUAGUCCGUGUAUUAAAAUGCACCAAGGUGUACCAGGGACACCACAAAAGUGCAAAUCCGAAAGCAAUGGCACCCCCGUGGACAUUCAGGAUAUCAAUUUCUGAGCUGAAUGGGUCCACUACGCAGCAUUGGAAUUUAAACACCACCCCCAAAAAAACUCACUUGUGUGUUUGUUUGAAGCACAAACUCCCAUUGAAUGAGUUGUGUGUGUAUCUGUGUACAAGUAUAGUACCAGAUUGCGCCUUAAAAUAUGCAAAAAAAAACAACACAACAUGCAACUAUUCGUGGUUGUAGCCAUAUAAUAAAAAUUUUCAUAUUAAGUGCGUGGAAUUUGAGGCCAUAGGAAUGUACAUUAGGAGCACACACAGGUGAGAUUUUUGGUGUUAUCCAAGAGACAACGACGGACCUACAGACCCACUGCACAGCAUAAUGAAACUACAACAGGAGAGAGAGAGACCAGUGAAUUGUUGGGUGCUAAACAAAAGAAGUUAAAUGAAUGAAAAGGUACCUUAAUAUUGACCUACAUCCCCCCAGCCCUACCCCUAUGUUGCCUCCCCAAAUGACCUCUUAUUCCUUUGAAAUUUCUCUCAAUGCAACUCAUUCGAAAUUAAGAAAUUAAUAAAAUAAAAAUUCCUUUAAGAAGAAAUAUAAGUCUCUGUUCAAGUCAAAUGGGAUGUUCUGAAAGAUGAGAAAUAAGAAAUUAAAUAGUCUUCCUGCCCCUUAAAAAA